AAUAUACAAAAAUCCAGCUUCCAACAAUAGCCUAAUUUUUUCCGAGCUUGGUUUUUCAGAAAGAGCUAAUCUAACGGGAAAAACGCGAAUUUGACAGAUCUGAUUAAAAAUAAACAAAUAAAAUUACUAUAAAAACUAAAGAGUAGCUUAGAAACAGGCACACGCCUGUUUAAGUUCACUGCAUAUACUGCCUCAAGCACAUAACGCAGCGUGAAAAUGAGUGAGCGCCCUACAGACCCUGCCACUUCCACUCGCGUUAAAAGUGAGCAUGCAAAGCCUGUGAAUCCUGAACAGCCUCUGGAAUCUCUGCUUCAAGUCCUGUUUAAGCUUUGGCAGCAAGGACGUCACUUGUUCAGCGCCAUCAUGAACGAACUGGGUGGAAAUGAGCUUCUGGAUGCUGUGACCACAUGGUGUGCCCAACAUCCACAUAUAGCCAUCUGCUUUGUUGCCGGCUUUUUUGUUUUCAUUUUGCCGCUACUUAUUAUUUUUGGCAUUGGUAUGACCACGCUGGUUAUGACUUUUGUUGGUAUCCUGCUGCUGGAAGGCACACUGAUAACCGUUGUCUUUAUGAUAUUCUUUGGCUGCAUUGGCAGCUUAGCAAUCGCAUUCAUUAUCUUUGCACUCGUUGCCCACUUUGGCUUUUCAAAAAUUGCCGAUUCACAGAAGCCGAAUUUAAUUCAAAUGAGUAAUACCCAUGGAUUUUUCUAAUUUGUUUAUGUUACGAUUGCGAAC
Messenger RNA from Drosophila busckii, 732 nucleotides. RefSeq lists its product as uncharacterized. The coding region runs from base 217 to 708 and encodes 163 amino acids. NCBI's taxonomy places the organism in Eukaryota, Metazoa, Arthropoda, Insecta, Diptera, Drosophilidae. The transcript is spliced from 4 exons. The record is from RefSeq and is a predicted model, not a curated record.